AAUAAGGCUCUUUCAGUUACCGAUUGUUGUUCGUUGAGAGUAGUGCCGUUUUCUUACGUUACUGCUAUUGUGUUAGCAAAGUGCAGAUUCAUUCACUUCACACGGUAGUUUGUAGAGAAGUGCGUUUGAGCAAUGUGGGUCAAAUACGCGCUCCUUGCGUUAGGAAUAUUUGCGCUUAGUGUCGAUGCCGUAUACAAAAUAUGCGCUACACCAAAGUACACUUCAGAAUGUACGCAACUCCAAAGGGGCAAUUCUGAAGUUGCUUGUCAAUAUGUGCAGGACAGUAUAGAGUGUGCAAAACGUAUCAUAAACGGAACGGCAGAUUUUGGUUCAUUUUCGGCAGAAAGCACGGCUCACCUCGCAGUUCUAGGGUGGACUGACUUGACAAUUAUCAAAGAGCUCCGACACAAGGAUAGGCUAGAGGCCCCGAUUGAUUUCCAAGUAGUGGUGUUAGUUAGGAGAACACAUUCCGGCGGACUUGCUACACUACAAGGUAAGGGAUAUUGCCACCGUGGAUUUUAUUAUGGAAAGGCGCAUCGUUGGACGGAGCUAUUUUUGAAAACAUUCGAGAGAAAUGCCGUCCCACAAGUUUGUAACGCCUCAAUGUCAACGAUUGAAGUUGAAACCAGCUCAAUUAGCCGAUUUUUCAGUAAAGCUUGCCGGCCUGGUGUAUGGUCACACGAUCGCGUAGAGGAUGCUCAACUGAAAAAGAAAUAUUCAAACCUGUGCGAGCUCUGUGAUAACAAAUCAUCCUGCUCUUAUCAGAGCGACAACGUGUCGCAAGUUUUCGAAUGCCUGGAUCAAGGAGACAACGUUGCGUUUGUAUCUUUACAAGAAGCCAGAGAUUUUGAAAAAUCCUCAAAUAAGUCGAGUCAAUAUAGUUAUCUUUGCCCGGAUGGAACGAUGCAAGUUUUGAAAAACAAUACAAGUCCUUGCUCUUGGCUAAAGGAACCAUGGAGUGUUGUAAUUGCAAGCUCGUCCAAAUCCAUAGAUUUAGGAAAAAUACUUGAUUCAUGGAUAUAUAAAGCAAGAACGCAAGGAGGAUGGCAAUCAAUCUUAGCGGAUAUCUUAAUUCCUAGCAGUUUCCAAAUGAUUCAGACAACAGUACAAUCACCUGCUGAUCAUAUGCAAGGCGUGGGUCGCGGAGCUGCUCCAAGAACUGAGUGUGAUACUCUUUUGUCAUGGUGCACGGUAUCACCAGAAGAAAAGGAGAAGUGUGAAGUUGCCCGUGCAGGUGCCAUCGUCAGUGGUGUUAUGCCUCUCAUUGAGUGUUUAGAGCCUGCAAAUGACGUUGUAGAUUGUUUGAAUGCCAUAAGCCAGGACCGUGCUGAUUUCAUGGGUAUUGACUCAAACUUCGGCUACCUGGCUCGAAGCUUGUACAAUCUUACUGCCGCCUUAUACUUCGAAACUCAAACAGACCAGUACUCUUCUGUAGUGACAGUCGUCCACCAAGGUUCUAAAUAUAAAUCAUUUGAAAGCUUGCGUGGGGCACGUGCCUGUAUACCAGAAUUCGGAGGAACCGCUUCAAUGGCUUUCGUCAAUGUCGGCAAAUCUCGUGGAUUUUUAGACAGAAAGGAAUGUCGUUAUGGCUUAUUAAUGUCCAGAUUCUUUGGUGAAUCAUGUGCCCCAGGAGCAAAAGAUUUCAGGCAUCAUAGGACAAGUAAUGUUCAGUCAUCAUUGUGCAGUUUGUGUAAGAGUGCAGUGACGGAAAAUCCUGUCCAAUAUAGAAGUCGGUCCGAUGUGAACAUUACUGGAACUCCAUCAACUGUGCGAGAUGAGUGCUCGGCGGAUGAUGAGAACCCUUACUACGGCAAUGACGGUGCGUUGAAAUGUUUGAAUGAAGGCGGUGAUGUUGCUAUACUAGAAUUGCAAUCAUUAAAAGAUCAUGCUUUCGAUUUGAAUAUCAAUGAAUAUGAUUUCCGCGUGAUUUGCCGCAAUGGAACUUUGGCCUCUCAUCCCGGGUUCAGUGUGGAUUCCGAAUGUGUUUUGACUAGUAUCGUUGAUGGCGAGGUUGUCGUUCGGCGAGGUUCUAGCAAGACGAACAGCAUUAUCAACGCUCUCUCGUCCAUCGAUUCCUAUUUCCAAGUAGCCCCAGAUUUUGAAAUGUACAACAUUUAUAAUGGGAAAAAGCAUUUGCUGUUCAAGGACUCGACUAUCGGUCUGAUCGGCUACAACGAGGAAGACCUGCCGAAGAGAGUGCAAAGCUACAAACAACUUUUUGAAUACAUUGAAAGCUGCAAACAAGGCAACUCUGCUAGUUCGACAGCUAUUGUCGGUUUCAUGACUAUGUUAUUGUCAAUAGUAGUUUCUAUGUUUUUAGCUUUGUAAAUUUUUUUUUCAACUUUUCUUAUUUCGUAAAUAAUUAAGCUAAAUAAAACUGAUUUAUACAAUU
Molecule: messenger RNA, 2392 nt
Organism: Hermetia illucens (black soldier fly)
Lineage: Eukaryota; Metazoa; Arthropoda; Insecta; Diptera; Stratiomyidae
Product: transferrin-like
Exons: 11
Coding region: 133-2328 (731 amino acids)
Biological process (GO): iron ion transport
Cellular component (GO): recycling endosome; plasma membrane; early endosome
Source: RefSeq, a predicted model, not a curated record